AGAGAGAGAGAGAGAGAGAGAGAGAGAGAGAGAGAGAGAGAGCUCCUUAACUCCAGUGAUUCCCAGACUGGCUGGCAGUAAGCUCUGUGCUCUGAUCUGCCCGCUCUGAUGGGGUUUCAUGCCUGUGCAGGCAGUGUUGGGGAUCCUGAGGGCAACACAGGUUUCUGCUGCUGAUCUCGGCCUCUCUAAUUCCUACGUAUUGAUCAUAUCAGCCUGCACAGAUGAGAGUCAGGACAGCUAAUCUCAACCUACUCACGGCUAAUGGAUCAUCAACCAAUAACAGCCACUAGAAUCCAAAAAGGGAGCUAAAAGAAGAUCGAACGCAAGCGGCCCAAGGACGACUGGCAGAUAUGAGAGUGGUACUGGCGUGUGCCCUCCUCUCCCUCCUCUCUUUGUCACAUGCCUGUCCAAAGGAGUGUAGCUGCAACAGCAACACCAAAGUAGUUGACUGCCGGGGUCGGGGCCUAUAUGACAUCCCCAGACGACUGCAUCCGGACACCCAAGAACUAUAUCUCCAAGAUAACCGUAUCAGGGGGCUGGGAUCUAUGGCAUUCCGAGAAAUACCACUCGUCCGCAUUCUCGAUCUAUCCAAUAACUCUAUAACAACUGUUUCGCCGACUGCACUGCUGGGUCUCAGAACUCUACAGCGCCUAAGCCUGGCCUACAACAGCCUGAGAGAGCUCGACAAGCGGUUGCUUGGGCCUAUCCGCUCGCUUUCACACCUUGACCUCUCACACAACAGCCUGUGGGGUUUGCCUGGAGCCAUUGGGGACAGUUUGAGGAACCUUAGCCAUCUGGGGCUAGCGCACAACAAGCUAACUCGAUUGGACCGAUCCCUUUUGGAGGUCCUUACCCAGCUGGAGAGCAUCACACUACGAAGCAACCCCUGGAGGUGUGACUGCCAGCUCAUAGGCCUCAAACUCUGGCUGGAGACCUACCUCUUUAAAGGUGGAGUGGUGGAUGAGGUGCUUUGCUCCCAGCCAGAGGAAAUGAAGGGUACAGACCUGCAGAAGGUCCCUUACCAGCUCUUCCACACCUGCAUGACGACCAGCUACCAUUACCUGUUUGCUAAUAUACACCACCUGGAGAAUGAGAGGCUACUGCGAGGCCACACCCAUGGUAACCAUGCCCAUCCCUCUAUCCACGCUGUCCAUGUCCCCAUGGCAAUAGGGGAGGGCUUUGGUGGAGGGGGAGGAGGAGGAGGGGGUUUGCCAGAGUGUGAACCUAAGCAGAGGCAUCGGCCUGUCAACUUGCGCCAUGCAAUUGCCACAGUGAUCAUCACCGGCGUAGUGUGUGGGAUUGUGUUUCUGAUGAUGCUGGCUGCAGCAGUGUACGGUUGCGCCUACGCCGCUAUCAUGGCCAAAUACCAACGGGAGCUUAAGAAGAACGAGGAGUUGGCAGCAGCGAAGGGGGCAGUUCAUGCCAAAGCAGAUGAGAAGGAACCACUGGAGAAUGCUAUCGCCUAGGAGAUGAUAUCUUGAACCCUGGACUUAAAACCUGGGCCUCAACCCUUUAACCUGUGUGUUAGUGCAUGUGUGAGAGAAAAGAAGCGAGUGAGAUUCUUUAAGUGAGGGUGUGUGUGCGUGUGUGUGUAUGUCCACCUCCUUUCUGAGACUUUGGUAGCUAAACUCCACAGGUAUUUGACUAUGCACUGAUGAGAAGAGUAUCUUCUGUUGUAUGCGGGUUUGAGGGGAAGGCCAAAGAAUCCAAAAGGAAUCAAUUCCAUUUUGUCUGAGAAAUGCAUAUCACAGAUCGGAACAAAUGGCUAUAUAUUUAUAAUUGUGUAGGUAUAAUAGUAAAGCUCUGGUAUUUAAAAAAAAAAAUGGAUUUCAGAAUUUGUUGUCUUUUGGUUUGUUGUUCAUAACUUUGAGUCUGAAUUUGAGGUCAUUUUGAAAACUCAUCGUAGGCAGCUGCUGUCAGUUAAGUUCUGUUCUACGUUGUUUGUAUCAUUGACGUGAGCGCAUGAGAACAAGAGUGAGAGAGUUUGUGUCAGUGUUUCAUUUGUGUUUGAGUGUGCGUGUGGAGAUGUAUACUGUAUGCACAUAUUUAUAGAGAAUUUAAGAGUCUGUGCCUAAUAAUAUGAUAUAGUUCUGCAGAGGAAAUACAGUGUGUUUUCUUAAAGGAUAUUUUUCUGACAACUGAAGUGAAGAUGGGAAAUUCGUUAAAGCAAUAAUGACACAAACUAAAACGAAAACAACAACAAAACUUGGACUCAGCCUUGUUGUUUUUCUAUGACUUUACAGGUUUAUGAGCUUGAUUUAUCAUCCUGCUGCACACAGUCGCACACAGUCACACACACAAACUUUUAGAUCUAGAGUUUUUCAGAUCAGUUGAGUCUUGUUUGUGAGUUAAUGCUGAUCACAUAAUGGUAGUCAUGUCAUUCAGUAUGUAUUAUAUAAAAUAAAGGGAAACACCUGAUUAUUAUAUGUCUACCGGCCACUAAUUUGCGAAGGCAUGCAUCCUUGAUUGGAGAAAGUAUCUUUAAAAUAUUCACUUUGGAGUGGAUUCUACUGUUUAAUUGUACUUCUCUUUGUUUCACAAAUGGUUAAGUUUUUUAAAUAAUAACUCAACUUAAUGCUCUAUUCUGGAAACCAAUUCCCAUCUAAUGGAGCUAUACAACCUUUGGUAAACAGAACACGUCACAGAUAGAAAAAACUAUUUCUCAAAAAAGCAGGAAAAUAUCCCUCAUUUAAAGUGUUACUGUAGUGAUAUUGUAAUUAGUAGAAAUGCAGUUUAAUGUCUUGCUGGCACACUGACUUUUUUGGUUAAUCAAGUUUCCUUUGAAUCAUUAUUACAUCCAAAAACCUGACAAGAGAGAAGCACAUACAUAUUUCUAUGAAAAUAUUGUGGAUCAUACUUGGUAUAAGAGAUACAUUUGCAUCUAUGUAUGUUCGAAUAUUGCCCAAACUUCUUUUUUUCCCCCCGCUGGAGUUCAAUGGUACUAUUACAAGGGAUUUAUUUUGUAUUAUAUAAUGCAACAGCAGCUAAAUAUUAUUCCUGUCUCUUGAUUAUUUUAAUAUUUAUAAAAUAUCACAGAGAGGAUAUUCACGCAAUGUUAUUAGAUUAUAUUAGAAAUGUAGCUUAUUGUGUACAUUACAGGCAACCAUUAUUAUUAUCUAUAUAUCGGUAAUUUGCCAUCUGCAGUCAUUUUAAGCUUUUUCAGUGUAGUGUGUGGGCACAUGAAUGUACACAGAUGCCUUUGGUCUUAACGCCUGACCUGAGAUUUGUGGCUCUGUAUUUUACGGCAGCAGACUCGCUGCACGUGGCUAAGGAUGUGACCACAAAAACUGACAUACACACGCGCGCGCACACGCAAACAGACACGCUGGAAUACACAUGCAUGUAUGUACGAACACGGUAACAUUGUGACUCAAGCGAUGUCUGCAGGGGCCAUGGUGUGUGAUGUCAUCAGCCUGUCCUGUUCAGUUAGUGUAUUAGCGUAUUCACAAGUCUACAGCUCAGUGGAGCGCAGGGCAGUGAAAACUGGCCCUAACCGGCCCACGCUAAAUUUGCAUUCAAGCCUACAUCUCUCCUCCCAUCUGACUCUCUUAUAUAAAAUCACCCUUACGAGCAUCCCCCGAUCUGACAAGCAUGAUCGUAAUUAUUGUACAUCAGCACCCAGUGUAACAAUAGGGUAUUCAUGAAACCUUGUUACUGAUUAGUCAUUUGGAUUGCUGCUAAACAGGAUUUGUGAGAAUGAUAUUAUCUUGAAACAAUGGUGAUCAAGUCAACAAUGUCAAAUAAUACCGUGGGCUGGUGUAAACUGUGGGAUGCUUGUGUAGCUCUCUGCUAGAAAUCUGAUGCAUGCUCUAUGUGUGUGUGUGUGUGUGUGUGUGUGUGUGUGUGUGUGUGUUUGUGUGUGCGCGCAUUGUGGCACCACACAGACUCUCCCAUCUCUGUCCUUCUGCUCCAGUGGUUUCCCCCAGGCCAAGAGUACCCACAAUGCACUGCUUUCAUGUCAACGCAUUCAGGCACCGUGAAAUAAUUUUCUCUUUCUCUGCCCUUUUAUUUCUUCUCUUAUUUUAUCACUGCAUUUCCAAAAGAUUUUCCUCUUUCUUCAAUUUUUCUUUCCUCUGUCCAGAUAUCUUUCUGUGAUUCCCCUACUGGCAUCUCUGGCCCUCGUCUGUCGACAAGAGAAACGUACAUAGAUAAUCAUCAGCAGAAGCUUUUAAUAUAAGGCAAAUGUUGUGCUCCAUAUUGGUGCUUGGCACAUACGUAUGUUGGGCGGAGGAAAAGGAUUGAAAUACUUCACAUACUGUACACAAUAUUAGAACAUAAUUACUUGCACAUUCAAGAUAUUUGUACAGGGUACUACAGCUAUCAAUGUUCAAUACAGUAGGACACGACUUCUAAAAAUGAGGAUGCAGAGGAUAAACAUAAAGAGUGUUGGCGGCACCUUAUGGCAAAGCAUAGCUGCCUGAGGAAUGCCAUCGAGCCCCAAAAACAUUGUCUACAUAACAGCAUAUUUUAACCAAUUUGUAUGUUUGUAUUUUGCUCGACGUGUCCGUUUGAAAAUCAGAAGCUGUAAUAAAGAUUUGACAUUUUUGCAAACAA
Molecule: messenger RNA, 4554 nt
Organism: Cottoperca gobio
Lineage: Eukaryota; Metazoa; Chordata; Actinopteri; Perciformes; Bovichtidae
Gene: lrtm1
Product: leucine rich repeat transmembrane protein 1
Exons: 4
Coding region: 351-1466 (371 amino acids)
Molecular function (GO): protein binding
Source: RefSeq, a predicted model, not a curated record